This is a messenger RNA of Lentinula edodes (shiitake mushroom), 684 nucleotides long. RefSeq lists its product as uncharacterized. The transcript has 2 exons. The record is from RefSeq and is a predicted model, not a curated record. Lineage: Eukaryota; Fungi; Basidiomycota; Agaricomycetes; Agaricales; Omphalotaceae. The coding region runs from base 1 to 684 and encodes 227 amino acids.
AUGAGCCUUUCAGUCGACGAUCUUGUUUCCUCUCUAUCCUCCAGCCACAUUGGCCAGGAGGCAUUAGAUCUUGCUGCAUUACAGGCGCAACUAGCCCAAACGCUAUUCCCGCAGCCAAUUGCCUCGUCAAGCGAUUCCUCUCUAGAUUCCUUCCACCAGCCUUGUAACACUCCUACUGGACGUACACCAUCAUCGAGCUUUAGCUGGGGCCAACUUAUAGACGUCCAACAGCACCUUUCACGUCGGGAUGAGAUGAUAGAUGAUGCCGAAGACGAACGAAUGGUAGAGGACAUUCUAAUGCCUUCUUCACCAACCUCUGCUGGAUACUCGUCUGCGCAGUAUGCGGUGCAACAACAGAUGAACAGCCCUUUCCAAAAAUCACAUAACCGAAACCCCCACAAUCGAUCCACUUCCUCUUUUCCUUCUUCCCCGAGUUCUAGUUCCGUUUCGGAACCAUCAUCCUUUACAUCAACAGAUCCGUUCUAUCUCGCACAGCUACAAGCAAUGCAGAGUCACAAUGCCCCUUCUCCAUCUGCCAUGUCACAACUUGGAAUGCCUGCACAGCACUCGCCAUUCACGCAGCAGCAACAGACUCGAAGAGAAAACUUCAAUUUUUCGCCGGCUUCUAUUUCCUUGGAUACUCACAACCUCUUUGCGGUGACCUCAGUUGCAUUCGAGUGCUAA